Molecule: messenger RNA, 3557 nt
Organism: Scomber scombrus (Atlantic mackerel)
Lineage: Eukaryota; Metazoa; Chordata; Actinopteri; Scombriformes; Scombridae
Gene: rpgrip1l
Product: RPGRIP1 like
Biological process (GO): retinal rod cell development; non-motile cilium assembly
Cellular component (GO): photoreceptor connecting cilium
Source: RefSeq, a predicted model, not a curated record
GCUGUUUGUUUUCUGUAGCAACGAAACAAAAACGUCUAAAAGUCUCCGUUAACGGUUUCAGGAUGUCUGCGGCUGACGAACCCGUCAGAGACUUCACGCUGAACCUGAACCGACCUGCAGAACCGUUCGGGUACCAGAAUGCUCGAGCGUGUCAGGACAUCUCGCGGGCGUCCCGGGAGGAGCUGGAGGACCGGUUCCUGCGCCUCAACGAGGAGAAUCUGCUCCUCAAACAGCAGAUUCACAAACAGGACGACAAGAUCAAGAAGCUGGGCACGAAGCUGAUGAGGCUGGUGAAGGACCGCGGCCGGAUGGAGCAGCUGGCGGCGGGCGGCGCUCAGCCAGCGUCCAGGGUGCGAGACGUGGAGAUGGAGGAGAUGAUGGAGGAGCUCCAGGAGAAGGUCCGAGGCCUGCAGGCUGAGAACGAGAGACUGAAACAGCGCCUCCUGGUGUCCAAACAGCAGCUCCUUAACUCCCAGAGCAGGAGGCCGACUCCUUACGGCCAUGUCCAGCCACGAGUCCACUCUGGGACGAAGAGGCUGCGAGACGACGCGUCCUCGCCUUCUCAGACACGACCCAAAAGUACGAGGAGUCUGGAGGCAGCCGGCAGGCCUCCGACCGGACAGCUGCCUCGAUACGGACACAGUUUGCUGGAGGAAGCCAGAGCCGAGAUCCGAAACCUGGAGAACGUGGUGGAGUCGCAGCGCGGCCACAUGGAGGAGAUGGAUGCAGCGUCGGAGCAGCUGCGUGAGGAACUGAGGAAGAAGGAGGAAGAGUAUGAAGAAAGACUCCUACUGGUCCGACAGCAGCAGACCUCCAAAGUCAGGUCUCAUGUGAACAGCAACGUGCUGAUGAUCAAACUGCAAAAGCAGCUGGCGGACCGGUCCAACACCGUCACCGAGCUGGAGGGCCGAUUCCUCCAAAUACAAGAGAGUCAGAGGACGAUGAAGUUCAGCCAUGAUGCAGCCAUGGUGAAGGUGGACGAGCUGUCGGCUCAACUGAAAGAAGAACGGCUGAAGAGUUUAGAUCUGGAGAAGCAGCUGCAGAGCUCCGUCAUAUCCAAGAAGAGCAUGGAGCAGCUGCAGGAUAGACUCAGUGAGCUGCAGCAGGAGAGAGACCUGCUGAAGGACAACAAUGACAAACUGGUGAACAGCGCGUUGGACAUCUCUCAGCAGCAGAAGUGGUACAUUCAGGAGCAGCAGCUGCGUCUGCAGGUUUCUCAGCUGGAGGCGGCGCUGAAGGCCGACCUCGUCGACAAAAACCAGAUCCUCGACAAAAUCAAGACUGAGAGGGACACAAAUGAGAAGCUGACAGAGGAGAAUCAGAAGCUUCGUCUUCAGUUUGUGGAACAGAAGCAGCGAUUGGAAGAGCUGACACACAGCAGGGAGAACGAAGUGGAUGAACUGACUGAAGCUCUGCUGCUGGUGAAGAAGCGUAGAUGUGAGCAGAGCGGUGAGCUGGGCUUCCUGAAGCAGGACGGAGCGAGCGGCACCGACAGCUCCGUCACAGAGCUCAGAGCUGCUCACGCUGAAACCAUCCAAGAGCUGGAAAAGACCCGAAACCUCCUGAGCAUGGAGAGCAAGAUCUGCAAAGACUACAAGGCGGAGCUGCAGGCGGUGCUGCAGAGGAUGCAGAGCGAGCGGCUGCAGUCUGAACACAAGCUGCAGCAUCAGGCUGAGCUGCUGGACUCCAGAACCGCCAGGAUCAGGAAGCUGGAAGCUCAGCUCAGAGACAUCGCCUACGGCACUAAAGCUUACAGCACUAAAGCCUACGGUACCGAAGCCUACGGCACAGAAGCCUACGGCACAGAAGCCUACGGCACCGAAGCCUACGGCACCGAAGCAGACGUCAGCGAGGAGGAGGAGGAGUUAGAGCGAGGAGAGAACCUGGUGGAGCUGCAGAUAGUCAGUGCUGCUCUGUCUGAGUCGGCCCUGGAGGUUCUGGGUGAUGGGGAACCCUCCACCUUCUGCACCUACUCCUUCUACCGGUCUGACCUGCACUCCACUCCGGUGGCCGCGGGCCAGAGGCCUCAGUACGGCUUCACAUCCAAGUACGUGGUGAGCAUGGACCAGGACUUCCUGGACUACCUGCACAGGUUCUCCGUCAGCGUGGAGAUGCAUCAGGCUCUGGGACUCGACUGGAGGACCGUGGCCACCGGGAAGCUGCGACUGCAGCAGCUGCUGGACCAGGACGGGAAGGUUCAUGGGACCAUAACGCUGGUCGGUUCCUGCGAGGAGGCGCGGUGCUUCGGCUCGGUGGAUUACUGGAUGAGAUUCAGGAUGCCGAUGACAGAAACUCUGCGUCUCUAUAAAGAGAAGCUGAAGGUACCAGAACAGCAGCCUCUCGGCAGCAGAUGGAACGAACUCAUUAUCAGUGUUCAGCGCUGCUCAGACCUGCAGUCCGGCUCCCAGCAGCCCAGCUCCUACGUGGUCUACAAGUUCUUUGACUUCCCCGACUAUCCUACCGCCACCGUCCACGCCUGCCACCACCCACAGUUCAACGACCUCAAGUCCUACUCGGUCCACAUGGACGAGGACCUGGACCGAUACCUGAAGUCUGAGGCCCUUCAGUUCUACGUGUUUGACUACGAAGAGGAGCAGAUGGACGUGUAUUUGGGCAAAGCUCGCGUUCCUCUGCUUCCUCUGAGCCGAGACGACAGCAUCAGCGGUGUGCUGCAGCUCACCGACCCUGCUGGACUUCCUGUCGGCCAUCUGGAAGUCACACUGAAGUGGAGGGAAGCUUAUCUCUGUCCUCCAGGCUCCAUCACAGCUGUAGAGGAGCCCAGACUGAUCCCAGAGGAGAAGCCUCCUCAUGCCUCCUCCUCCUCCUCCUCCUCCUCCUCCUCCUCCUCCCCCCUCCCUGAGGCACCGCUGCCAAAGCUCAGGCACAGGACCCAGCCGAAGGACGGACCAGCGGCUAAAAAGGUCACAUUUAUAGAAGCAGACGACCAGACUGAAGCUCGGAGCUCAGCAGCUGACAAGAGACUCACAACAUUAGCAGCUGCUGAAAAGAUAAGUGGAACAGCAGCUGAGGAAGAGGAGGAUGAAGAGUCUCACUUCUCUGAAGGACAGCUGGCAGCGAGCGCUCCGUCCUGCUCCGAUGAUUCUGAUGUUUCUGAGAUUAUUGAAGAUGUUGAAGCGGCCCCAGCAGCUGCAGAGGAUCAGAACCAGUCCGACAGCGAUGACUGCAUCGUUCAUGGGCCGGCCGUGGGGAGGAAGGCCUCGGACCGCGUGCGGGUGGAGGUGGUGUCUCUGAGCCUCAGACCCGACUCUCGGGUGUCUCUGGACCACAGCGUGGUGCGUCUGUUCGUGGAGUACUCCUUCCUGGAUCUGCCCACUGAGGAAACCCCCGUAUCCCUGCCCAAACCUCCACAGGGCAGAACCAUCAACUUCAACUACAGCAAAGUGGUUCCUGUGGACGCAGAGACACACGGAGCCAGACGGCAGCUGCUCAGAGGAAUCCUGCAGGGACGGAACCCGGCCAUGGAGAGGAUCAGGUUCACGGUGGUCAGUGAGCCUCCGGAGGAAGAGGAGCAGGACAGAGAGUGUGAAGAUGUGGGC